AUGUCAACUGCAACGAAUCAAGAUACGGACUUGAACUUAGAUGAGGAUGAAGUGAUUCAAGAUUGGUCUGAUAUUUCAAAGAUUCAAAAUGAUAACCCGAUAUUAUCGAUACCGAAGAGGGGUGAAAAGGAUUAUGAACCAGAUGGUACUGAUAUCCAAGAAUUAUUAUUAUAUAGGGCCAAGAAGGCAAUGUUUGACACUUUAGAAAACUCCGUACGUGGUUCUACUUCAAAAUCGCAAGUUAAAGGCUAUUAUAUCCCUGAUAAACACAUAGCUAUGGUACCAUAUGCAAAAGGUAAUUUUGUUCAAUCAAUGGGUGAAACUGAUAAAGAUGGUACUUUAUGGUUACAUUUUUUUGAAUUUUUAUACCUAGCUGAAAGAGGUACAAUAACACCAUUUUGGAAAGCUUAUGGUAAUAAUGUCGAAUUACCAUUAAGUAUUGAAGAUUUAUAUUCUUAUUUUAAGACCCAAAAAGAAAUGGAUAAUUUUUCCAUAUAUGCUCAUUUAAAAAGAUUAGGCUUCAUUGUAAGAAGUUCUGAUCAAUAUAUUAUUACCAAAAAUAAUACUUCAUUUUAUCCACCGAUGAAUUUUAAAUCAUAUACAAUAGGUUCUAUGAGAAAUAUAAUAAAUAGGAUCUCAUCUACUUUCACAUAUACAGGGAUUUCAUUAUUUAAUGGAAUUAUAUUUAGUCAAUGGCAUUUCUACUUAAGGAGGUAUAGAUCAUCACCAGAUAUCUACGAGUCCCUAAAUAAACUGAUCUCAUAUCAUAAGAUUCCUCAUUCAAUCACAGAUUUACGUCACGAGUAUAGUUCUUUAAAAAGAUCGACAAGCAAUUCAACACCAACAAGUUUGCAUAUUACAUUUAAUAUCUGGAAGCCUAACCCUACUUUUAAGAAAAAAUACCCAGAAUUACCAGAUUAUCAAGUAGUAACAUACAAUAAAAAUAUGACAAACCAAUCGUUUCCAACAUUUAACGAGUUAGAAGCGUUGUUUAGAUCUUUAGAUUAUAAAUUUAAUUUUAUUGAACAUAGUUCCAAUACAGAUUUUUGGAAUAAAAAUACUUACAACAACGGAGUAUUACGAGAAGAUAUAUUAAAUGAUUUGACAAAUAAUGCUAGAAACAAGAACAAACAACCAAAAAUAGUUACGAAGAAACCAACUGAAAACAAAAAUAAAAAACCUGGUAAAGAACUACCUCCACAUAUUCAACAACUAAAAAGAUUAAAAAAUGGUUAUCGGAGUUUCCUAUUAGCAAUAAUGGAUAACGGUAUAGUAAGUUUUGCAAAAAUUUCAGAAGCUGAUUUUGGUUCUGAAAAUGUUUGGUAUGUACCACCUCCGAAAGGUACAAUAGGAAGACCUAACAAGAAUUGGAGAAAAACAAACAAAUCCAAGGAUAAUCAUAGGAAAGAAAAGGAACAGUCAGAGAUAAAAUAA
Maudiozyma saulgeensis is the source of this 1434-nucleotide messenger RNA. Lineage: Eukaryota; Fungi; Ascomycota; Saccharomycetes; Saccharomycetales; Saccharomycetaceae. The record is from the annotation of a GenBank genome assembly.